Messenger RNA from Thermochaetoides thermophila DSM 1495, 1125 nucleotides. RefSeq names its product C-3 sterol dehydrogenase/C-4-like protein. The transcript has 2 exons. Gene Ontology annotation, molecular function: 3-beta-hydroxy-Delta5-steroid dehydrogenase (NAD+) activity. The record is from RefSeq and is a predicted model, not a curated record. Bases 1 to 1125 code for a protein of 374 amino acids. NCBI's taxonomy places the organism in Eukaryota, Fungi, Ascomycota, Sordariomycetes, Sordariales, Chaetomiaceae. Gene Ontology annotation, biological process: steroid biosynthetic process.
AUGGCCCAAGAGAAGAAGCCAGACCUGGGCAAGGUCAUGGUCAUUGGAGGUUGCGGCUUCCUGGGCCACCAUGUUGUCCGUCUGCUCUUGCGCGACUACACCUGCUCUGUGUCCGUCAUCGACCUGCGCUGCACACGUAACAGGAGACCCGACUCGGACGGUGUGGCCUAUUUCGAGGCCGAUAUUACCGAUGCGCCCAAGGUCGAGGCCAUCUUUGAGAAAGUCCGCCCUGAUGUUGUCAUCCACACUGCAUCGCCGCCGGCGCAGGGGAACGACAUAGUCUCCCAUGCCCUGUUUAAGAAGGUUAAUGUGGAUGGGACGACAGUAAUUGUCAAGGCAUGCCAGAAAACUGGAGUCAAGGCUCUGGUGUACACGAGCUCAGCAAGCGUCGUCAGCGACAACCAGAACGACUUGAUCAAUGCCGAUGAACGAUGGCCCGUGAUGCGGGGAAAGGACCAGAGCGAGUACUAUUCAGAGACAAAGGCGGCUGCUGAGCAAAUAGUCCUCGCUGCCAACCGUGCGGCAGAAGCCCCCAAGCUGCUGACAUGCUCGAUCCGGCCAUCGGGUAUCAUGGGUGAAGGCGACAUGAUGACGCUGUACCACAUGAUCAAUAUCUACCGUCAAGGACGGACCAACGUUCAAAUCGGCAACAACGACAACCUGUUCGAUUUUACCUACGUCGAGAACGUUGCGCAUGGUCACCUGCUGGCUGCACGUGCCCUCCUGGCCACGGCUGCGUCUAACAUUAUUCCUCUCGAUCACGAGCGAGUUGAUGGCGAGGUCUUUUUCAUCACCAACGACAGCCCGGUCUACUUCUGGGACUUCUGCCGCGCCGUCUGGGCUGCUGCCGGCUCUCCCCACGGUACAGAGCACGUAAAGGUGCUUCCCAAGAGCGUCGGGCUGGUGCUUGGCUACCUCAGCGAAUGGUUCUUCUGGCUGAUCGGAAAGCCUCCCACAUUCAACCGACAGCGCAUCAUUUUCAGCUGCAUGACGCGCUACUACGAUAUCACCAAGGCCAAACGGCGGUUGGGAUACAAGCCGCUUGUGCCCUUGGAUGAGGCUGUUAGAAGAUCGGUGAAGUGGACUUUGGAACAGGAGCAAAAGCAGCAACAAGAAAAGAAUUGA